Purpureocillium lilacinum is the source of this 927-nucleotide messenger RNA. RefSeq lists its product as uncharacterized. The record is from RefSeq and is a predicted model, not a curated record. NCBI's taxonomy places the organism in Eukaryota, Fungi, Ascomycota, Sordariomycetes, Hypocreales, Ophiocordycipitaceae. Gene Ontology annotation, molecular function: oxidoreductase activity.
AUGGCUGCCACCGCCGUCCACAACCCUGUAUCGGUUCCCUCCUUCGCGCCUGGUCAAGGCGACGCUGCAUCGCCUCGUCUGGGCCAAAGCGUUAAGAGCCGCGCCGUGCCGAAGCAUGAUGUUGAGACGGUCCUGAACUACUUCAAAGAUAACGAGGAUGGCUCUCCUCCCCAUCCCACCUACAUUGACAGACCGGAGACGUAUGAUCGUCCGGUGGAGCGACACACCGUGGCCAUCACCGACAUUGCCGGCGACGAGAGCAAGUAUACCCUCGACAAGAACGGGUUUCAGAUAUACAAUCGCGAAGCCAAUGAGAAGGCUUUCCUGGACGACGAUGCGAUAAAGUCGGGGUACUACGCGGAAACAGAACAGCUGCUGAAGGAUGUCACAGGUGCUUCGCGGGUCUUCAUCUUCGACCAUACGAUCCGCCGCAAGCUCCCGGAGGCUGGACCGGGAACAAGGACAGCGCGCGGGCCCGUUCAGCGAGUGCACAUUGAUCAAUCCUACAGCGCAGCCCUGUCCCGUGUCCCUCAUCACCUCCCGGAAGAUGCCGAGGAACUCGUGAAGGGCCGCGUCCAGAUCAUCAACGUUUGGAGGCCAAUCAAGACGGUCGAGCGCGAUCCGCUCGCCGUAGCCGAGGCGAACUCAGUGGCCGAAUCAGACCUCGUCGUGACGGAGCUGAUCUACCCGAACCGCCGCGGAGAGACCUACGCCGUGCGGUACAACGACGGCCACAAAUGGUUCUACAGGUCGGGGUUGUCGCCCGACGAAGUGAUUCUUAUCAAGUGCUUCGACAGCAAGACGGACGGUCGAGCACGCCGGGUGCCUCACACCGCGUUCGAGGACGCGACUGCAAGCCCCGAUGCGCCUGCUCGAGAGAGCAUCGAAGUGCGUGCCUUGGUCUUCCACCCGGAUGACAGAAACUAG